This is a messenger RNA of Drosophila pseudoobscura, 4127 nucleotides long. RefSeq names its product Mitochondrial assembly regulatory factor (gene Marf). The coding region runs from base 630 to 3119 and encodes 829 amino acids. Gene Ontology annotation, cellular component: mitochondrial outer membrane. Gene Ontology annotation, molecular function: GTP binding; GTPase activity. Lineage: Eukaryota; Metazoa; Arthropoda; Insecta; Diptera; Drosophilidae. The record is from RefSeq and is a predicted model, not a curated record. The transcript is spliced from 9 exons. Gene Ontology annotation, biological process: mitochondrial fusion; mitochondrion localization.
GCUGAGCUAGUCGAUAGGUGUCGAUAGGCUCGCUGCAGCCCUAGUAAAGCGCAUGUUACAUCAUUUGGAGUUAAAAUAGCUUAAAAUUGUUAAUAUUGCCCCAACGGAAGUCAACUGCAGCUGCAACUAAAUUCGAAUAACCAAUUUGCUGAAAUGUCCAUGCAUCUGAGAGCUGAACAUCGAUUUUAGGCCAGCCAAAUCAACCGACAGGCGCUGAGCAGCAGGCGGCAACAGAAAACCAGGCGCACACGCAGGCGAAAAAUAAAUAAAAAUAUAAAACAAUACGAUGAGCGAGAGCAAUAAUCAGUUUUGUGACGUUGAUUUUUGAACAAAUAACCAAAAAAAAAAAAAAAAAAAGAAAAAGAAAAAACCAGCUGAGUGCGCCCGCCCAGUCUUUGAAGUUUUGAUUGUCGUGUUCUUUUUGAUUUCUCGUGUUUUCUUUUUGGUGCACCGGCGACUGCGGCUCCAGGUGUUUGGUUGGAGGAGGCCCAGGCCUAGGCACAGCCUAACACGAACGAGCACAACAUAGAGUAUCUUGCAUAGGCUGCAUACCUUUUGUUUUGUAUCAAAAUCUUCUCUUCCUCUCCAAACGCAAUCGCAAUCGAAAACAAAACCGAAUCUAAAACGAAAUGGCGGCCUACUUGAAUCGCACCAUCUCGCUGGUCACUGGCCAAACGGGGCCCAACGGGAACUCCGACACCGACGACCAUCACUCCUCCUCGUCCACGGACACUGUUGACAAAUCUACUGCUGGUCUCUCGCGUCACAAUUCUGCACUACAAUCGUCUGACUCAAAUACAUCGAUGAAUUUUCCUUUGAACUCGGGCGGAAUUACGUCCGAUACGCGGCUGUAUCAACCGAAUGCUAAAUCCCCACUGCAGAUCUUUGUGCGGGCCAAAAAGAAGAUCAACGACAUCUACGGAGAGAUUGAGGAAUAUGUGCUAGAGACGACGACCUUUAUUAAUGCUUUGCAUGCCGAAGCCGAGAUCGUGGACAAGGCCGAACGGGAGCUGUUCGAGAGCUAUGUGUACAAGGUGGCAGCCAUCCGAGAGGUGCUGCAGCGCGAUCACAUGAAGGUGGCCUUCUUCGGUCGCACCUCGAACGGCAAGAGUUCGGUGAUCAAUGCCAUGCUGCGAGAGAAGAUCCUGCCCAGCGGCAUUGGCCAUACCACAAACUGUUUCUGUCAGGUGGAGGGCAACGAUGGUGGCGAGGCUUAUCUGAUGACUGAGGGUUCCGCGGAGAAGCUCAAUGUGGUGAACAUCAAACAACUGGCGAACGCCCUGUGCCAGGAGAAGCUCUGCGAGAGCAGUCUGGUGCGGAUAUUCUGGCCCCGCGAGCGCUGCCGUCUGCUGCGUGACGAUGUCGUGUUUGUGGACUCUCCCGGCGUGGACGUGUCGGCGAAUCUGGACGAUUGGAUUGACAAUCAUUGCCUCAAUGCGGAUGUCUUUGUGCUGGUCCUCAAUGCCGAGUCCACGAUGACGCGUGCCGAGAAGCAGUUCUUUCACACAGUCUCCCAGAAGCUCUCCAAACCGAACAUCUUUAUAUUGAACAAUCGCUGGGAUGCCUCGGCCAGUGAGCCCGAGUGUCAGGAGUCGGAUCUGGCCAAGGUUAAAUCGCAGCAUACAGAGCGCUGCAUCGAUUUCCUCACCAAAGAGCUGAAAGUGAGCAACGAGAAGGAGGCCGGCGAGCGGGUGUUCUUCGUUUCGGCCCGCGAAACCCUACAGGCGCGCAUCGAGGAGGCCAAGGGCAAUCCGCCGCAUAUGGGAGCCCUUGCGGAGGGCUUUCAGAUCCGCUACUUUGAGUUCCAGGACUUUGAGCGCAAGUUCGAGGAAUGCAUCUCGCAGAGUGCGGUCAAGACGAAGUUCCAGCAGCACAGCUCCCGCGGCAAGAGCGUGUCGGGCGAUAUGCGCUCGAUGCUGGACAACAUUUACGAGCGGAUCACGAUCUUUCGCAACCUGAAGCAGGACCAGAAGACCCUGCUCACGGACCGCAUCCAGGGCACCGAGACCCAGAUGAUGCAGGUGACUCGCGACAUGAAGCUGAAGAUCCACACCAUGGUCGAGGAGGUGGAGGAGAAGGUAUCGAAGGCCCUCAAUGAGGAGAUCUGGCGCCUGGGCGUCCUCAUCGAUGAGUUCAAUAUGCCCUUCCAUCCCGAGCGGCUUGUCCUCAACAUCUACAAGAAGGAGCUCAAUGCGCAUGUGGAGAGCGGCCUUGGCAGCAACCUGCGCGCCCGCCUCUCCAUUGCCCUGGCCAUGAACGUGGAGUCCGCCCAAGCGGACAUGACCGAUCGCAUGCACGCUCUGGUGCCCAACGAGCAUCUGAUUGUUAGCAGCACCAAGAUGGCCCUACGCAAUCAGCCCUUCGAGAUGCUCUACUCGCUGAAUUGCCAGAACCUGUGCGCCGAUUUCCAGGAGGAUCUCGAGUUCAAGUUCAGUUGGGGCAUUACGGCCAUGAUCCAGCGGUUCACGGGCAAGGUGCGGGAGCGCAGCAAAAAGAAUCAGCCAGCCUUGGCCAACCGUCAGACCAGUAUUGGGCAGCAGCAUGGCGUUGUAACGCCCGUUAGCUCGCCGGUGGACGACCGCACACCGAUUUGCCUGUUGCCAUCGCCUGGAUCAGUAGUGGCGGGCAUUACGCCCGAGCAAUUGUCGCUGAUCUCGCGAUUUGCCCUCACAUCUGUCGGCGGUCAGGGCACAAUGGGUGGCCUUUUGGUGGCCGGUAUCAUGCUGAAAACAAUCGGAUGGCGCGUCCUGGUCGGUGUGGGUGCACUCUAUGGCUGCAUCUACUUGUACGAGCGCCUGUCGUGGACAAAUUCCGCCAAGGAGCGCACCUUCAAAAGCCAGUAUGUGCGGCAUGCCACCAAGAAGCUCAAGAUGAUUGUCGACCUAACAUCGGCCAAUUGCAGUCACCAGGUGCAGCAGGAAUUGUCCAGCACCUUUGCACGGCUCUGCCGCACUGUGGACACGGCCACCACCGACAUGAAUGAGGAGCUCAAGACGCUCGAGGUGCAGCUGAAUUUGCUCGAGUCGAACCAGAAGCAGCUCAAACUCCUGCGGAACAAGGCCAACUACAUACAGAACGAGCUGGACAUUUUCGAGCACAAUUAUAUAUCAACUCAGUAGAGCAUGAAGGAUGAAGCAUGAAGGAUCAAGUAUCACCAUUUGAUAUGAAGCGAGAGAGAGGAGAAGAAGCUUUACAUAAACCGUGUAAUGAGGGGGAGGGGGUAGAAAAUAAUUAAUACAAACACACACACACCCGACUAUAACAACAACAAUUGGCCCGUAGAUUGGUUUCUUUUUUUUUUUUUGUUUUGUUCGAAAUUCUUUAAAAUUAUAGUAUUUUUGUUAAAUUUAAUUUUUUUUUAUAAACAAAAUGCAUGCUAUGCGACAAGAGCACUUUUAUGCUUUUCGGAACGGAACUGAUCCGAUCGGUUUUAAAUUGUUGUUGGAAAAAUCAUUUUAAUUCCUAACUCUUAUACACAAUGCAGAUUAUAUUAUAUAGCAUUAACCCUUAUUAUUAUACAUUAUUAUAUUUUUUUGUUGUUUGUUGCUGUUUGUUGUUAAAACACACACAUACAUACACACACACUGUGAGCAUGGCCUGGAAGCCAUACAAUGAAUUGUACAAUCCCCCAGAUAAUGAAAACGAAACGAUAUACAAAACUCUUAUCAUAUUAUAUUAUUAGAGUGAAAAAAAAACUAGUGAUUAUUAUUAUUUUGUUGUUCAAUUUAUUUUGUAUUAGAAUAAUGAAACCAACCGAAUUUUUAGCAAAAAAAAAUGAUAUAUUAUGUGUAGAUAUGGUAUAUGGUGAAAUUCCCUCACAUAAAUUUGAUUAAUUCACGAAUUUUGGAUGAUGGAUGCUUCAUUAAAGGAAUGAAACAAGGCAGAGUACAGUGUCCUACAGGGUGUAUCCGUUGUCCUGCUUUUCGGGAAUUUCACUGUAUCUACAUAUAUGUACAUAUAUGUAUAUCACGAUUAUUCGAUGGAUGGUUCGUUCGGUUGGGGGUGACCGUUGAUACUCGUUGAAAAAAAAACCAACAAAAAGAGGAAAAACUAUUUAAGAAUGUAAGAAACUAUUGUUCAUCCUAUAUACGGAAUAAACUGGAAUACAUCCAUGCAUAUAUUGUAAA